CUGUGAUUAUUUUAUUUUUUCUCAUUUCGAAGUUCUUGACCUUGAAUUCUGAAAGUUUUUCUUUCAGCCAGGUUUCCUUGUAUUGCAUCACAUAACAAUAUUUUUUACUAUAUUAACGAUAAGUAAUAUAGAAAUAAAGUGGUGUGGCUCAGAAUGACUGUAAUUAAGGCAAAGAAGAAUCACAAGUUUCCCCCACUCACCUCUCCAACUUCUGAUGAUGAUACUUUGAGCCUAGACAAUGUUCAGGACAGUGAUGGGGACUCCUUACAGGAUGAAGGUCCAAGGACAAGUCCCAUUCGUUUUAGACUAGGCAAUGUUCAGGACAGUGAUGGGGCCUCCUUACAGGUCCAAGGCCCAAGAACAAGCCGCAUUCGGAAUGUCAAACGAAAAUCAGUACCAAUUGAGGAGGUAAAAAUAAGAAAGAACUUAGGGAGAAAGAAGUUGAGAAGAUAUGAGAAUCGUUGUGUACUUCAAAGUCUCAUUGAGGAAGAUGAAAAGGAAAACCAUGUUGUUAUCAUGGAAUCAUACAAGGGUCCUUUCACCAGAUUGCUAGAAGAUAAAUCUGCCAUGGAGUACUGGAAUGAAUUCAUUGAAAAAUCCGAAAAGGAACAAACAGAAAUUGUCAAAGCCUUGUCCAAUAAGUAUCAUUCACUGCCAGAUUGUACAGUUGACUCUGAUAUACCGGGAAGAAUUUCUUCCAGAAUCAGACGCACCUUCAAAUUAAAAAAAAACCUGUCUCUAGUAACUGUCCGUGAGUGCGAAGAAGACUUGAUUGAGUUUUUCAAAGCCAGGCCUGAAGAUAUUUAUGUUAGAAUACCGCCAACUAGUUUUGACAGGCUUCUGAUCCAUGCCGUUGCUCAGUACCAUAGGCUGAAGUCAAUAAGUAAUUAUGUUGAUGAGGGAACACGUCGAUCAGUUGAAGUACAUAACACGAGGGAUAAUUGGAGUCCUGCUAACUGUCAACUGUCUGAUUUCAUUGAACGAUUGAGAAAAUGAGAAGGCAUUUGAAGUUGAAAGAGUACUUUAUCCCAGUGGAUGGCUAAUAUAUAGUUUCUAAGUAUAUGUAUAAGAUAACUUUAUUUGUGAUAAUCUCAAAGAGAUGUGUAAAUUUUAUUUGACAAAAAUUGUCUUGGGUAAUGUUUUAAGGCUCUUUUUUUCCGAUAUUUCAUUAUUGUUCUCAUGUACAAUUUAUAGAUUUUCAUUUAUAUAUAUAUAUUCGUUGUGUUUUAUGCAUUUUAUGUCAUGUGAUUUGUUAAGGCUCAGUUGGAUUUUGUGAAGUAAUUGUUAUUUUUAUUAAUUGAUUUUGCAAAAAAAUUCUAUUUUGUUACCAACUCACAAAUUUCUAACUAGUUACCGUUAAGAAUUUUUGUGGAAUAUUGAAACAAUGUUGUAAGAUUUCAGCAGUUACCAUGUCUUGAAUGAAUUAUGUUGUAUGUGAUUUUAUGUGGAUUACAAAAUGUACGUAUAACGUGGGAGGAACAUACGCUGAAACGGAUUUUUGUCAUGUUUCUUUUCUCCAAUAAAUCACCACAGUUUUAUCUCGAA
Leptinotarsa decemlineata (Colorado potato beetle) is the source of this 1545-nucleotide messenger RNA. Its product is annotated as R3H domain-containing protein 4. The record is from RefSeq and is a predicted model, not a curated record. NCBI's taxonomy places the organism in Eukaryota, Metazoa, Arthropoda, Insecta, Coleoptera, Chrysomelidae. Gene Ontology annotation, molecular function: nucleic acid binding.